This is a messenger RNA of Plenodomus lingam JN3, 1680 nucleotides long. RefSeq lists its product as uncharacterized. Gene Ontology annotation, cellular component: MIS12/MIND type complex. NCBI's taxonomy places the organism in Eukaryota, Fungi, Ascomycota, Dothideomycetes, Pleosporales, Leptosphaeriaceae. Gene Ontology annotation, biological process: mitotic sister chromatid segregation; cell division. The record is from RefSeq and is a predicted model, not a curated record.
AUGUCCACCAUCUUUGCCCGCUCUCCCCUCCAAUCGCUUCCUAUGGCCACAAACAGACCGACGACGCGACGACGCAGCGUAAAACAAGCAUUCGAAGACGACGACGCGCCGGCGCCCAAGCGCCCCAAGACCGAAGUAAACGGCACCACCAAGCGGGCAACGGCCGCGACGAAGAAGACGGCCAAAGCUGCAAACUACGACGAGGACGACGAUGGUUUUACGUUUACGCGUCGCACGUCGAGGCGGACGACCAAGGCGCAGCCUGUUGCCGCGCCCGAGCCUAUACCAGAGGAACAAGUAGCCUCCUCGACGCGAAGUGAGAACGCGCUACAACUGCAGCCCAAAGCUCCCGUGCGGCGGAAAAAGACGUCAAUGAGGACGACAACCAUUGAGGUGGAAGCUUCUGGGACACAGAGAAUCCGGCGAUCAACGCGUCUGUCUGCAGACAAGACACAGCUCCAAGUCCGCCCGAAAUCUGCCUCCGUCGAACCUACCACGGCCCCAAAGCGCACAAAGAAGAGUGUGCCAGCGGAGAAGGAGCGCAAGAAGCAGAGUACGCCGGCGGCGGAAGCGCAAGCAGAAGAGAAAAGUGCAUAUGCGGGCGUGCAAACACCGACGCACAAUGAGCUGCAUGUUGCCAAGAAGCGCGAUCCCAAUGCGCAGAAAAUCUUGCUUCCCUUUGCCGAUACGCCGGUGAUUACGCGCAACAAGGAAAUGCGGAAAGGCAGCAAAGAGGGGCACAGGAGGAGCAGUACGGGCUUGCGUGGCAGGCGGGCCAGCUCGCUUAUUGAUAGUGGCAUGUCGAAUGCGCUACCACAUUCCGAAGUCGAGGUCCGCGAUUUUUACAAGUACAUUGAGCAGAGCUUGCCUGAACCGAGGCGGAUGAAGCAGCUGCUUACGUGGUGUGGAUCGCGAGCGCUGCCAGAGAAACCGUCGGGCGAUGUUAAGAACGCGAAUGCGAUUAUGGCGGCGCGAGCGAUACAGCAAGAACUCAUUACCGACUUUGCGAGCAGGCCAGAGCUAUCCGACUGGUUCAGCAGAGAAGAGACAGCGCCUCCACCCGUGGUCAAGAGGCCAAAUCCACAAAACGACAAGAAUAAGGCUACGCUAGAAGACCUGGAAGAGGAAGUGAAACGCCUCGAGGAAGAAAAGUCCGCCUGGGAAGCCCUCGCGUCUUCCACAUCGACCACCAUUCCCCCACCUCCCGCACCCUCAAUACCACCCAAUAUCACCCCCGCACUCUCCGAAAUCGACACCUCCCUCCUCGACCCCGCACAAGCCGCCAUCCUCUUAUCCCUCCAACAACCCACCACUCAAACCCAACCCCAAACCCAACCAGAAUCACAACCAGAAUCACAACCAGAAUCACAACCCUCCACCACCACCACCAUCCACCCCCCCCAAUCCCCCUUCACAUUCACAUGCCCCUCCACCCUCCAAUCCCACCUUUCCCGCCUCGCCACCUCCCUCGAACCUACAAUCGACCUCUUCGCCGACGGCGUCCACAAAAUAGAACAAUACCGCGCCACGGCCGAUCGCGUGGCCGAUGCCGUCCUCGGCUCCGCUAGUCUGCGCCUCGAUGAGCGUGAGCGCCUCGUUCGGAGUAGGGUCGGUGCUGAGGGUAUUGGGGUUGGGGAUGUGUUGAGGGGUUUGGCGGGGGUUUUGGGGAGGGGGGAGUGA